AUGAAGAACUUUGCUGCCCUCCUCUUUGCAUCUGCCUUGGCAGUCCCCCUGGCUGCUUCUGCAGUCGCGCCACAGGGGUCGACACUACCAGAAGGACCCCUCCCCAGUGUUGUCUAUCGUGGCGACGAUCUGCCUCCAGAAUAUUAUAAAAACCUCGGUGGGAUCCCUCACGAAUUUGAAGGAAAGACAGACAACAGAUCAUACAGUUUGUGGUGGCACAAUGUUGGCUUAGACGGAUGGGUGGGUAAAAUGCGAGGGAAAAACAGACACUUCAACUCUGCUUACGCCGCAACCUCGAGUAGAUGGUCAUCCGCCCUCUACUUUGCUGUCCUGACUAGGGAGCAGGAAUUUGGAUGGAUGUAUCAAAUCCACGCCACGCCAAAUAUGAUCUACUUAGAAGGCUCCGGUUUCGCACCCCCGUUUACUGAUGAGGUAGAGUACGCCGCCUUGGGAGGGAUACGGUGGGACCAGAUUGAGGCCUGGCUUCGCGUCCCUAAGAAUGUGACCUCUGGGGACCGUAAGACUUUCAAGUCGGAUGGCACGUUGGCGAAGUGGGCCUUGCUUGAAAAUUUUACCAAGGAUUUCCCUGAUUUGAAAUGGGUCAAAAACCCAGAUUAUAACCCGGCGUAUAACCAGUAUCACGGCAGCGAAGGGCAGCCUCAACUUGGUGGCAGGCCAAUCAAAGUCAAAGGCAGCCUUCAACUCGAUAUUCCGCGAGAAUUUGAAGGGAAGUCAAUGGAGUACCACGCCAUCGAGUUUAUGAACAAGGUCGGCGGGCCUGUGGGCUGGAUUGGAGCGUUCCCAUUGAACUUCUCGGCCGCUGCAGACUUUUCCGCGGCCGAGAUUUGA
Messenger RNA from Metarhizium brunneum ARSEF 3297, 849 nucleotides. RefSeq lists its product as uncharacterized. NCBI's taxonomy places the organism in Eukaryota, Fungi, Ascomycota, Sordariomycetes, Hypocreales, Clavicipitaceae. Gene Ontology annotation, molecular function: toxin activity. The record is from RefSeq and is a predicted model, not a curated record.